Messenger RNA from Balaenoptera musculus (blue whale), 4403 nucleotides. RefSeq names its product mediator complex subunit 24 (gene MED24). Lineage: Eukaryota; Metazoa; Chordata; Mammalia; Artiodactyla; Balaenopteridae. The coding region runs from base 925 to 3981 and encodes 1018 amino acids. The record is from RefSeq and is a predicted model, not a curated record. The transcript is spliced from 28 exons. Gene Ontology annotation, cellular component: mediator complex. Gene Ontology annotation, molecular function: transcription coregulator activity.
ACGGGCCGGACAGAGGCCGGGCGGGCCCUCGAGGGGGAGGCCCGGACGCCAUCUCCGCCGGCGAACCCCGGGGCCCACCGACCUCCCAGCAACGCCUCUCUUCCCCAGGGCGAUCACAUCCAGGAUACCAAGUUACAUUUAGUCAUCGUGUCUCCUUAGGCCCUCUUGACUGUAACAGUUUCUCAAACUUUCCUUAUUUUCUAUAUCCUAAACCUCAGUUUCCUCCUUACGUCUCCCUGUAGUCAAGCAGUAUUCUGGGCCAAGAGAUUCUGAGAGGACUUCCAGAUUUGGGGGUGAAGUAGUGGGUGAGGUGUGUACAACGGACAGAGACUCAAUGUCACUUCUGGAAUACAGGUGUGGAAAUGAGAAGAACUCAGGUAGACCCAGGGGUUUAGGAGAACAAAAAGAGGCCAGGAAAGAGAAAACCUAUUGCUGAACGCCACACCUUUGGUGUGCCUACUAACUACGGGUAAUGAAAGGGUGUCGGAAAGUGAUUUAAAUGCUCGGUCGAUAGUGACGUCACUGGACGAUGCCUGAUAGCGGGAGACCUUUCGAGAGCCUUUCUCCCUAAGCCCCCCGAGUCUUUGCGAUGCCUCAGCUCCUAGUAGUCUUUCCCUAAAGGAGAGAAACAAUGCGAGCUGACCAGCUUCGUCUCUUGGGUUCCUCGCUUAGCGUCCUCGCUGGCGGAGUCCAAGGAACUACAAUUCCUAGAAGACAUCGUGGCAUGAGCGAUCUCUUGCUGCAUUCCUAUUGGUUCAUAUUUGUUACUCCCAGCCAAUAGAAAAUUAGCUCUUUGAUAAGUGCCAAAAUGGCGGUACCUAGGAUCUAGAGCUAGAUUGUCCGAAUCCCCUCGCCCCUUCUCUAGCUCGACUUCUCCCACCUCAAGGCUGACCGCCACCGGCCCCGCCUCCUCAGAGUAAAAUCAUGAAGGUGGUGAACCUGAAGCAAGCCAUUUUGCAAGCUUGGAAGGAGCGAUGGAGUGACUACCAGUGGGCAAUCAACAUGAAGAAAUUCUUUCCCAAAGGAGCCACCUGGGACAUUCUCAACCUAGCAGAAGCACUACUGGAGCAGGCCAUGAUUGGACCUUCCCCCAAUCCUCUCAUCCUGUCCUACCUGAAGUAUGCCAUUAGUUCCCAGAUGGUGUCCUACUCCUCUGUCCUCACAGCAAUCAGCAAGUUUGAUGACUUUUCCCGGGACCUGUGUGUCCAGGCUUUGCUGGAUAUCAUGGACAUGUUUUGUGACCGACUGAGCUGUCACGGCAAAGCGGAGGAGUGCAUCGGGCUGUGCCGGGCCCUUCUCAGCGCCCUCCACUGGCUGCUGCGCUGCACCGCAGCCUCUGCAGAGCGGCUCCGGGAGGGGCUGGAGGCCGGCACCCCAGCGGCUGGUGAGAAGCAGCUUGCCAUGUGCCUGCAGCGCCUGGAGAAGACCCUCAGCAGCACCAAGAACCGGGCCCUGCUCCACAUCGCCAAACUAGAGGAGGCCUCAUUGCAUACAUCCCAGGGACUUGGGCAGGGUGGCACCCGAGCCAAUCAACCAACAGCCUCCUGGACUGCCAUCGAGCAUUGUCUCUUGAAGCUUGGGGAGAUCCUGGCCAGUCUCAGCAACCCCCAGCUCCGGAGCCAGGCUGAGCAGUGUGGCACGCUCAUUAGGAGCAUCCCCAGCAUGCUGUCCGUGCACUCUGAGCAGCUGCACAAGACUGGCUUCCCCACCGUCCACGCGGUGGUCCUGCUUGAGGGCACCAUGAACCUGACGGGCGAGACGCAGCCCCUGGUGGAACAGCUGAUGAUGGUGAAACGCAUGCAGCAUAUCCCCACCCCGCUCUUUGUCCUGGAGAUCUGGAAAGCCUGCUUCGUGGGCCUCAUCGAGUCUCCUGAGGGCACGGGGGAGCUCAAGUGGACAGCUUUCACUUUCCUGAAGAUUCCACAGGUUUUGGUGAAGUUGAAGAAAUACUCCCAUGGGGACAAGGACUUUACUGAGGAUGUCAAUUCUGCUUUUGAGUUCCUGCUGAAGCUCACACCCUUGCUGGACAAAGCUGACCAGCGCUGCAACUGUGACUGUACAAAUUUCCUACUCCAAGAAUGUAGCAAGCAGGGGCUUCUGUCUGAAGCCAGUACGAACAACCUCAUGGCCAAGCGCAAAGCAGACCGGGAGCACGCACCCCAGCUGAAAUCAGAUGAAAAUGCCAACAUCCAGCCCAACCCCGGGCUGAUCCUCCGCGCGGAGCCCACCGUCACCAACAUCCUCAAAACGAUGGAUGCAGACCACUCCAAGUCCCCGGAGGGGCUGCUAGGGGUCCUGGGCCACAUGCUGUCUGGGAAGAGCCUGGACUUGCUGCUGGCUGCUGCUGCGGCCACUGGGAAGCUUAAGUCCUUUGCCCGGAAAUUCAUCAAUUUGAACGAAUUCACGACACACCGCAGUGAAGAAAGCAGCUGGGGGUCAGCCUUUUCAUCCUUCACAGCCAAGGCGGCCUCAGUUCGAGCCUUGCUCUUUGACAUCUCCUUUCUCAUGCUGUGCCACGUGGCCCAGACCUAUGGCUCAGAGGUGAUCCUGUCCGAGUCAAACACGGGAGGAGAGGUGUUCUUCUUUGAGACCUGGAUGCAGACUUGCAUGCCCGAGGAGGGAAAAAUCCUGAACCCUGACCACCCCUGCUUCCGGCCUGACUCCACCAAAGUGGAGUCCCUGGUGGCUCUGCUCAACAAUUCCUCGGAGAUAAAGCUGGUGCAGAUGAAGUGGCAUGAAGCCUGUCUCAACAUUUCGGCGGCCAUCUUGGAAAUCCUCAAUGCCUGGGAGAAUGGGGUGCUGGCCUUUGAGUCCAUCCAGAAAAUCACCGAUAACAUCAAGGGGAAGGUGUGCAGCCUGGCAGUGUGUGCUGUGGCCUGGCUUGUGGCCCACGUGCGGAUGCUGGGGCUGGACGAGCGUGAGAAGUCGCUGCAGAUGAUCCGCCAGCUGGCAGGGCCGCUGUACAGCGAGAACACCCUGCAGUUCUACAACGAGAGGGUGGUGAUCAUGAGCUCCAUCCUGGAGCAUAUGUGUGCGGACGUGCUGCAGCAGACGGCCACACAGAUCAAGUUCCCGUCCACGGGCAUGGACACCAUGCCCUACUGGAACCUGCUGCCCCCCAAGCGACCCAUCAAGGAGGUGCUGACGGACAUAUUUGCUAAGGUGCUGGAGAAGGGAUGGGUGGACAGUCGCUCCAUCCACAUCUUUGACACCCUGCUGCACAUGGGAGGCGUCUACUGGUUCUGCAACAACCUGAUUAAGGAGCUGUUGAAGGAGACGCGCAAGGAGCACACGCUGCGGGCAGUGGAGCUGCUCUACUCCAUCUUCUGUCUGGACAUGCAGCAAGUGACCCUGGUCCUGCUGGGCCACAUCCUGCCUGGCCUGCUCACCGACUCCUCCAAGUGGCACAGCCUCAUGGACCCCCCUGGCACCGCUCUCGCCAAGCUGGCCGUCUGGUGUGCCCUGAGUUCCUACUCUUCCCACAAGGGGCAGGCGUCCUCCCGCCAAAAGAAGAGACAGCGUGAAGACAUCGAGGAUUACAUCAGCCUCUUCCCCUUGGAUGACAUGCAGCCCUCGAAGCUGAUGCGACUGCUGAGCUCCAAUGAGGAGGAUGCAAAUAUCCUUUCGAGUCCCACGGACCGGUCCAUGAGCAGCUCCCUGUCGGCCUCCCAGCUCCACACGGUUAACAUGAGGGACCCGCUGAACCGAGUCCUGGCCAACCUGUUCCUGCUCAUUUCCUCCAUCCUGGGGUCUCGGACCGCCGGUCCCCACACGCAGUUCGUGCAGUGGUUCAUGGAGGACUGCGUGGGCUGCCUGGAGCAGGGCGGCCGAGGCAGCAUCCUGCAGUUCAUGCCCUUUACCACCGUAUCGGAACUGGUGAAGGUGUCAGCCAUGUCCAGCCCCAAGGUGGUUCUGGCCAUCACGGACCUCAGCCUGCCCCUGGGCCGCCAGGUGGCUGCCAAAGCCAUUGCCGCCCUCUGAGGGGCUUGGAGCGACCGCAGGGGCUGGCAGGGAGGGUCCCAGCCCCGGGCGCCUCAGAAAAGGACGUGUGGAAAGAUGAGACAUCAUUGCUCAUAUCCACAUGAUGUAACCGCCCUCGGUCGGUUUCCAGAUCUUUCCCUUGCUCCUGACUUCUGACCUCUAAGACGGCUCCCAGUUUCUUUCAUAAUUUCCUUCCCCACUGCCAGUACCUGAUGCGUGUGAGCAGCCUGGUUCCUUGACUCAGGGCGGUCUCACUGCAGCCCUCCCGCCCGACCCCUGUGCGCGCCUCCCGCUUCCAAGAGUGGGUUUACCUCCGGGGAACUUGAUAGGUGCAGGGUAUAUGUGUAUAUAUGUAUUAUCUCUUUUUACACGAGGUGUGUUCACCUCGGCUGGCUUGUAAAUAAAGACCUCGUGGAUCCCUC